UAUCGAGGUAAAGCGUUAGCUUGUGUUUAACAGGACCUUUGCCACAAGUUCCUGUUAUUACCAUUUUUACUUACAAAGUUGUUGAUUGCUGAAGAGUGAUUUUUCAUUAGUUGUUGCAGAGAACUAUAGAAAAAAAGUGCAAAAAAAUGUUAAAAUUUAUUUGUGUGACAUUAUUGGUGGUUACAGUUUUAGCCCGUCCAGAACCACCAGUGAAUACAUAUUUACCGCCUUCUGCUGGCGGAGGAAGUGGGGGUGGUUCUCCAUUGGCACCGUCGGAUACCUAUGGUGCUCCUGGAGUAAAUGGUGGUGGUGGUGGCGGUGGUAGCGGCCCGUCCAGCACCUAUGGAGCUCCGGGUUCAGGCGGAAGUAACGGGAAUGGGGGUGGUGGAUUUGGUAAGCCAUCUAGUACUUAUGGUGCUCCUGGCUUAGGCGGUGGUGGAAAUGGAGGUGGCAGACCCUCAGAAAGUUAUGGUGCACCUUCCGGUGGUGGAGGAAAUGGAUUUGGAAAGCCCUCUUCAACUUAUGGUGCACCCAAUGGAGGAGGCGGUAAUGGUGGUCCUGGAAGACCUUCAUCUACUUACGGUGCGCCCGGUUCAGGGGGUGGCAAUGGUGGUGCUGGCAGACCUUCAUCUACGUAUGGUGCUCCCGGUUCAGGGGGCGGUAACGGCGGUUCUGGCAGACCUUCAUCUAUGUACGGUGCUCCUGGUUUAGGAGGUGGUAAUGGUGGUUCCGGCAGGCCUUCGUCUACCUACGGUGCUCCGGGUUCAGGAGGUGGAAACGGUGGUUCUGGAAGACCUUCAUCUACCUAUGGCGCACCCGGAUCAGGCGGCGGAAAUGGUGGUUCUGGCAGACCCUCUUCUACUUACGGUGCUCCUGGAAAUGGGAACGGUGGUAAUGGCUUUGGAAGACCGUCUUCCACUUACGGAGCGCCAGGUUCAGGUGGUUCAAAUGGCAAUGGCAAACCUUCUUCUACUUACGGGGCACCGGGAUUAGGUGGGGGUGGCGGUCGCCCUUCGGAUAGUUACGGUCCGCCAGCGUCUGGUACUGAUGGUCGGAAUGGAAACGGUCACGGUCAGAGUCAGGAAUAUUUGCCUCCAGGUCAAUCUGGCGGUAGUGGAGGAGGCGGCUACAGCGGCGGCUCUGGCGGUGGCGGUAGCGGUGGCAAUGGCGGUGGCGGUGGUUAUGGUGGUGACCAAGACAACAAUGUUGUGGAAUACGAAGCUGAUCAAGAAGGCUAUCGUCCCCAGAUUCGCUAUGAAGGAGAUGGCAGCCAAGGAGGUUUCGGUGGUGAUGGCGAUGGUUAUUCCUAUGAGCAAAAUGGUGUCGGCGGAGACGGUGGCGGUGCCGGGGGUUCUGGGGGUUAUUCGAAUGGUCAAAACUUAGGCCCUAACGGCUAUUCAAGUGGACGUCCUAAUGGUGGAAAUGGCGGUGGUCGUCGCGGUGGCGGUGGCGGUGGUAGUGGCGGUGGACAAAAUUUAGGUUCCAACGGUUAUUCAAGCGGUGCGCCAAACGGUUUCGGCGGUGGUAAUGGCCAAGGCUACUCAGGCGGUCGUAAUGGAGGUGGAGGUGGAGGACGUAAUGGAGGUGGAUAUCGUAAUGGAGGUGGCGGAGGUGGAGGUCGUAACGGAGGCGGCUCUAAUGGUUACAAUUACGAUCAGCCCGGAAGCAAUGGAUUCGGACGCGGCGGAGGAAACGGUGAAAAUGACGGCAGCGGCUAUCACUAUUAAGUGUUGAAAUGAAGGCAAAGAAAAUCGGAAAUGACUUUCUAGUUAGUGUUCGUUGAUUUUCUGGUGCAGUUAAAAAACUGUGAAUUUAAAGUGACAUCAGUUUAAUCAACCAUUCUCUAGACUCUUCUUUUUUCUUUUUUUUUUUUUUUAGUUAAUCUAGUUUAUUUCUCGUAACUGUAUAAAAAAAUUGAAGACUUUCUUUUCUUCUCGUUCUUAUUAAUUUAAAUUCUUAGCACUUUAUGAAAAUGCGUGGCAUAUUUUUUUUAAAAAUAGUCUUUUUAGCGAGUUUUC
Molecule: messenger RNA, 2018 nt
Organism: Glossina fuscipes
Lineage: Eukaryota; Metazoa; Arthropoda; Insecta; Diptera; Glossinidae
Gene: resilin
Product: pro-resilin
Exons: 2
Coding region: 147-1727 (526 amino acids)
Source: RefSeq, a predicted model, not a curated record